This is a messenger RNA of Colossoma macropomum (tambaqui), 1749 nucleotides long. It is a transcript of the gene phlda1, whose product is annotated as pleckstrin homology-like domain, family A, member 1. NCBI's taxonomy places the organism in Eukaryota, Metazoa, Chordata, Actinopteri, Characiformes, Serrasalmidae. The transcript is spliced from 2 exons. The record is from RefSeq and is a predicted model, not a curated record. Gene Ontology annotation, molecular function: phosphatidylinositol phosphate binding. Gene Ontology annotation, biological process: positive regulation of apoptotic process. Bases 136 to 573 code for a protein of 145 amino acids.
CAUUCAGCACUGAGCACAGAGCAGCUGGAGGAGAGAGAGAGAGGGAGAGAGACAUCGGAGCAGCACAGCGGCACUGAGGACACACCACACCACCACCCCCCCAUCCCUGGAAAAUUCCCGUGCAGAACCUCCAGCAUGCUGGAGAGCCGGGUGCUGAAGGAAGGUUUGCUGGAGAAACGCAGCGAUGGCCUGCUGCAGCUGUGGAAGAAGAAGCACUGCAGGCUGACGGAGGAGGGGCUGCUGUUAAACCCCCCCAAACCCCCCCAGCAGCAGCAGCAGGAGGGGAGUGGGGGGCAGGUGAAGGAACUGCACUUCGCCAACAUGAAGACGGUGGACUGUGUGGAACGUAAGGGGAAGUACGUGUACUUCACGGUGGUGAUGAGUGAGGGCAAGGAGAUAGAUUUCCGGAGCCGUCAGGAUGAUGGCUGGAACGCGGCGAUCACGCUGCAGAUGGUGCACUACAAAAACAAACAGGCCAUCCUUGCCGUGCGCUCCACCAGGCAGAAACAGCAGCUGCUUGUCGUCCAGCUGGCUGGACAGAAAACAGCCGCCAGAUCACAAGAGGCAGCGUAAAAUGUACAGGCUUUUAUGGAUAUCUCACUGACUGUUGGUGGACGCUCCUGGUUCCGUGCUGACCUGCAGACUCAUCCACGGAUUUCCCUGCUGGAAAAACCACAGAGAUCAACCUGGAGCUCCAGCAGCAUCCUGAAACACUCUCAGAGUGGACAAUAACGGGGUUUCUGGAACCAUCUCUGCAUUAUUUAUUUAUUUGUAUGUGUGUAGAUUUUGUCAGAUUGUUUUUACAUGAAUGUUUGUCAUAUGACUGAAGGUUUGCGUUCUGCACAUGUGCUACACUCCACAUUAGCUGAAAUGCAGUGUAGGCCUGUGAAACAGUUUCAGCACUGUUUCUAUUAUUUUGUCCCUCUGGAUUAAGAUCCACUAACAGAUGGUUAUCAUUACGUCAUUUGAUUUGGAAAUGCAUGUAAAUAUGCGGAAAACUCUACAACUGCUUCCUAUUCUGUUAUCAAACCAAAGAAGCUACAAUACAGAUCGCAGUAAAGACUGAAAAGUUCAACAGAUGUAUGGGUCAGAUUUUGGAUUGUGAUCAUUAUUUAAUUAUUGAGUGCAAAUUCUCUGCAUUUGAUUGGAGCAGCAUUCAGAAGACUUUCAUAUUCAUAAAAACUGUGCUUUUGCCGAAAUCACCCAAGUAAUCAAGGCGAUAGUUUGGUGAAAAAUCAAAUUGUCCCCCUUACCCCAAAUGUAGUUUAGAUAUCUGAAGUUUUCUUCUUUAGUUUUAACACUCGAGCUACAAGUCUAAUUUAAACAACAGGCAAUGAAAGCUUAUAUCCAACCAAUUAGCAUGGUGCUAACGGCAUGCCUAAAUCAUCAAACACUUCAAACAGUUAUCUAUAUUAGUUUUAUAGCUCAAGUGCUAAAACUAAAGAAGCACACUUCAGACACCAAAUAUGUGUAUUACACUUGGGGUAAACUGGGAGAAAACUGGGUAAAUUUGACUUUUGUCUGAAGUAUUUCGGUAAGACGGACUGUGUGACUGAAAGAACACUUCAAAAACACAUUUGGUCUGUCUGAGGGAUCUGCAUCUUUACACUCUGCAUUAGAUCUUUAUUCUUUUGAUGUAAAGAUCAGUGUGUCAGUUUUUAACACAGCCAGCUGUGUGAAACUGUGUUCUGUAUGCCGAAGUUAAAGCUGCUUUCAUACCUCUGAAAUAUACAUUCCAUUUCAAACACA